Messenger RNA from Laetiporus sulphureus 93-53, 1149 nucleotides. RefSeq lists its product as uncharacterized. The record is from RefSeq and is a predicted model, not a curated record. The transcript is spliced from 5 exons. NCBI's taxonomy places the organism in Eukaryota, Fungi, Basidiomycota, Agaricomycetes, Polyporales, Laetiporaceae. Bases 99 to 869 code for a protein of 256 amino acids. Gene Ontology annotation, biological process: (1->6)-beta-D-glucan biosynthetic process; cell wall biogenesis.
CUGCCAGUGUCGCUCGUCGCCUGGCACUUCCGCUCGUUCAGCACCACAUUCAUUCGCUUUAUCAGUAAAAAGAAUCCAUACCCUCUUCAUCUUCGACAAUGUUCGCCCGCUCAGCAUCUGCCAUUUUCGCCCUCACGUACCUCGCACAGUCCGCCCUCGGGACCGUCUACGUGAACUCCCCCGUGAGCGGCGACACCUGGGCCGCCGGCCAGAACUGGACCGUCUCCUGGCUGGACGACGGCAACAAGCCCUCGCUCGCCGACUUCGGCGACGCUGAGGUCGCCAUCUACGUCGGAACUGAGACCGCGCAGACCUCCGUCCAGACGAUUGUCGCCAGCGUCAACGUCGCCUCGACCGCUUCAAUCGUGUUCACGCCUGACCCUGCCGCAGGGCCCGACGGCGAGUAUUAUUUCAUCCGCUUCCAGUCGCUCUCUGCCAAGGACCCGAACAACACCGCCUACCCUGCCGAGGCGUUCUCCGCGCUCUUCACGCUGACCGACAUGACCGGCACCUUCUCCACCGCCAUCUGGGACCAGAUUAACGGCACCACGCCCGCGUCCUCCAGCGUCGCCUCCUCCUCAAACGGCCCCACCUCCACCUCCAUCGGCUCAGCGAGCUCAGUGGGCUCUGUGGGCUCUUCUGCCCCUGCGUCCACAGCGUCUGGGAUGGUGAAGAGCUCCAGCGGCAGCGAGUCGUCCGUCGCGACCUCGAGCUCGAGCUCGAGCUCUAGCUCGAGCGAGCCGUCGACUACAGCGGUGGGCCAGAGCAGCACCUCGGGCUCGAGUACGAGCGGCGCCGCGGGCAUGCACGUCGGCAACGGGCUCAUGAUGGGCGCACUGGGUAUGCUCGCCGCAGCAGUCCUCCUUUAAAUGUGCAAAAACCUGGGAUCGUUUGUUCAGUGUUACGUUAUCUGGGUUGCUGUCUGUUCGUCGAUUCGUAAUUCCUAGUUCAGUGUGUCAACUGGUUCCCCUUGUCCUUCGUCUUCCACAGAUCACGCUAUAACCAGCAAGCUCCAUGUACAGUACACCUCACGCGCGUAUACCCGCAUGCGCUGUACCCGGUAGCCUCUCAUGCUGAGUCCUGACGCACGAUGCACGUACGAGCACUAGUGAUGUUGACGGCUGGCAAUACAUACCUAAUCAUUUCGUC